AUGGCGGCUCCAUUUCUACCCACAGAAAUGCUUUUCCGUAUCUUUUCUCUCUUAGACCGAGCUUCGAAUGCUCGGAAUGCCCGCGUCUGCAAGUCAUGGACAGAGGCAGCUCUCGACCGAGUGUGGAAAGAGCUGGAUGACUGGACAGUCCCUUUGACUCAUAGCAUCCCCACAGCUAAGCUUAGUCCCCCAUGGAACGAGGUCCUAUUUGAACGACCGUUCGUGGCCACGGACUGGAAUGUCCUACUCGCCAACGCACAUCGCGUCCGCACUAUCGGUAAUACCCACAAUAUAUGCAUCGACUGGUCAGAAAAUGCAUGGCAACAAAUCCAGAGAACUUGCCCGACAGGGCAAGUAUUUCCCAAUCUGAAAUGUCUUCGUGGGGAUUUCCGCGUACGGUCAUUCCCUGAUUUUCUGAUGCAUGGAUCCGUUUUCGAGCUUCAUCUCUUUUGCUACCUGGAGAGUUUUCUGUACGAAAACUCAGAAGUCCGGCAUAUAGCCAAACGACUAGCCAACCUUACCUCUCUCACACUCGAAGCCGAGCUCGAAACGGAAGGAGACUCGAUGGAUAUGGAAGAAGCCUGCGGAUUUGUCGCCAGUUUUACAAAACUCGAGACACUUGUUAUUCCCCUUUACUCAUUCUAUGGAAACGCUGUGAAGUGUCUGUCAACUAUGGGAUCGCUGCGGACAAUUACUGUUGAUCCCACGAAGAUUCUGGCCUCCCGCGGUGCGCACUGGCCGUUCGAGAACAUGAAAGCCAUGCCUGUCCUGUUUCACGGUGCCUUCCCCUCUUUACAGGAGUUGUCUUUCGGGUCCUCGCUUGCGUGCGCACAGACCUUCUUGGCGGAUGCACACUUCCCAGCGCCCUCGCUCCGAUCGUUGUGGCUCCGUGCUACUGAUCUCGACUCCACCAUCAUUAACGAUACUACCCCCCGUGCGCUCCGUGACCUUCUACGUCUCCUCGCGGAUAAAUUUUCUUCCCUCGAGCAGCUAGAAAUCAUCAUGAACCCAGUGGGCAGCUACACAGGAGAGGAUUUCCAAAUGCUCCCAAUCGACUUCGCCGACAUCAGUUCCAUCACCCUCUUCAAGAGCCUCACAUCCUUUGUGCUCCGCCACGCUCACCCUAUCAAGGCCUCUGACGAGGACAUAGAGUCCCUUGCAUCGCAGUGGCCCACGUUGAAAAAACUCAUCCUCAACCCCUAUCCCUCAUUCCCCUCAGAACCGAUACUCAGCCGACGUGCCCUGAUAUCCUUCGCAGACCACUGCUUAAACCUCCGCGAAUUAGGUCUAUACAUUCAGACGGCAGCAACUCCUCUCCCCCUACGUUCGGCGUUUGAUUUUUCCGACAGACGCUUUGCACGUCUUUCCGUUCUUAACCUCGGGUACUCGAAGUACGAUCCAAAAGAGCGUCCUGCACUUUGUCGGUUCUUGUUCCGCCUGCUUCCAGAUGGGUGGUGCAACCUCAGGACAAAUAUGAUGGAUGGGAAAGGCGCUUCAGAGGAUUUGGAUGAGCCGGACGGGUUCGGGACUCGCUCUGCCGAGAAGCUAUCCGCUCUGGAGUUUUGGCCUACUAUCGAAGAGAUGUUGAAGUUGAUGGCAGAAGUGAAGGAAGAGGGCGAGAGGGUGCAGCGCUCCGAGUUGAGGGCUGCGAACAGGAGAUAG
Messenger RNA from Stereum hirsutum FP-91666 SS1, 1662 nucleotides. RefSeq lists its product as uncharacterized. The transcript has 2 exons. Gene Ontology annotation, molecular function: protein binding. Bases 1 to 1662 code for a protein of 553 amino acids. The record is from RefSeq and is a predicted model, not a curated record. Lineage: Eukaryota; Fungi; Basidiomycota; Agaricomycetes; Russulales; Stereaceae.